Messenger RNA from Hemisphaericaspora subhashii, 1434 nucleotides. RefSeq names its product Mdj1p (gene MDJ1). The transcript has a single exon. NCBI's taxonomy places the organism in Eukaryota, Fungi, Ascomycota, Pichiomycetes, Serinales, Debaryomycetaceae. Gene Ontology annotation, biological process: response to heat; protein refolding. The record is from RefSeq and is a predicted model, not a curated record. Gene Ontology annotation, cellular component: cytoplasm. Gene Ontology annotation, molecular function: ATP binding; heat shock protein binding. Bases 1 to 1434 code for a protein of 477 amino acids.
AUGAGAGUCUCCUCAUCUGUAUCCUACAUUGCCAAACGUAGCUCAUGCCUCCCAAGAGUCAAACCAGCAAUCCACGCUACUCCAAUAACAAGGUCGUUCCACUCUUCCCGAGCAUUAGCCAUAAACUUUGACCCUUAUAAGACUUUAGGUAUCGAUAAGAAUGCUGAUGAUAAAAAGAUCAAAAAGGCAUAUUAUGACUUAGUCAAAAAAUAUCAUCCUGAUGUUAAUAAAGAAAAGGAUGCCGAAAAGAGAUUUCACAAGAUUCAAGAAUCAUAUGAAUUAUUAAGAAAUAAAGAAAAGAGAGCCCAAUAUGAUCAAUUUGGUUCUGCUGCCUUUGAUGCCAAUGGGAAUGCCAAUCCAUUCGCCGGGGGUGGGAAUCCAUUCGGAGGUAGAGGAUCUGCACAAGGUGGGAAUCCAUUUGCUGGAAUGGGAUUUGAUUUUGAAGAUUUGUUUAGAGAGGCGUUUGCCGGUGGAAGAGGAGGUGCAGGUGGACGUGGUGGUAGAGAAUAUGUGAAUAGACAUGUUGGAGAUAAUAUUGAAAUAUUGAAAUCUAUUCCAUUUAAAGAUUCGAUAUUCGGAUCGAAGAUUACCGUGAAUUAUAAGGCAGUUGAUACUUGUGGUACUUGUAGUGGUAAAGGUACCAAAGCCGGUGCUACCAAGACUACCUGUCCUGUUUGUCACGGUACUGGACAAACAACUCAUGUAUUAGGGGGAUUCCACAUGUCAUCUACAUGUGCUACAUGUCAAGGUGCUGGUGUGACUAUUUCUAAGAAGGAUCAAUGUGGAACCUGUCAUGGACAUGGUGUUCAAGAAGUUCCAAAAUCUACCACAGUCGAUUUACCUCCCGGGAUUUCCGAUGGAUCAAGAAUUAGAAUUCCAGGUGCUGGUGAUGCACCAUUCGUCACUAAAGACGCAUUCAAUGAAACCAGUAAUGGUGAUUUAAUCAUUAGAGUAAGUGUUCAACGUGAUCCAAAAUUCAAACGUGAAAACAAUAAUCUUAUUGUUGAAGAAGACAUUUUAAUGACUACUGCUGCAUUAGGUGGUGAAAUUGUAGUGCCUACAUUAGAUGGACAAAAAGUUAAAUUGAAAGUCAGACCUGGUGUUCAAAGUGGUAAGAAAUUGACUAUUCCAGAUAAAGGGGUUCCAAUAAAUAGAAAUAAGAAUAACAGAGGUAAUUUCGAAGUUAUUUUGAAUGUGAAGACAUUAGUUCCAGAAACUCCAACUCAAACAGCAUUAUUAGAAGCAUUAGCAGAUGCAUUUAAUGAUAAGAGUGCAAAGAGAACUCAUGCUGAUUGGAAUGUAGAUGAAAAUAACAAUGAGGAUGAUGUUAAUGAACUGUAUGAUGAAAAGGAUUUAAAUCCAACUAAAUUAAAUAGAAUUGGAAAACUUUUGGGUAAGUUUUUCAACCUUGAUAGUAAGGAUGAAAAGAAGUAA